AUGGGGUAAGUUCAUCUAUUUUUUCAUUCAAGAUAGAUGAACAUGCUAUUUGUUCAGAGAUAAUUCAACAGAUUUUGGUGGAGGCGAACAAUCAGAAGCAUGGAAAAAAGCGCGAGAAGCUUUGGAAAAGGUGAGAAAUGUGGAAUUUUUAGAAAUUCACGUGAAAACCUCAUUCAUUUUAUCUUGUCAUUACAAUUUGUCUGCAGGUUAUGAAGCCGCAGCAACCACAGCAACAACAUCAGCAACAAAGUGGCGGAGAAUAUUAUACAGGUCAGAAUCAACAACCGGGAAUGUUAUCGUGGAUGAAUAAUCUAAAUAUGCCGGUUGCCGGUGCGCCUUCUGGCCCUCAAGGGGGUUUUGUAAUCGGUGGUCCCCUUCAAAAUCAAUUUGGUGGUGGUUUUCAUCCAUCCACUUGGAACCAACAACAUGUAAACUAUAAUCAGCAGCAAUUUAAUUAUAAUUUAAUGCAACCGCAUCAACAACAACAAUGGGCUGGAAAAGGUAGAGGAAGAGGACAGCAAAAGAACAAUCAAAACAAUUGGAAUCAGAAAAAUAAUCAGCAGCAGCCACAGCAGCAGCAAAAUAAUAGAUUCCAACCGUUUACUUUGAAUAAGACUAAUAAUACUGCCGCGAUUCCACAUUUAACAAAUUCGUUUAUUCCACAAGGUAAUGGUAAUAUGAGUAAUGGAAGAGGUAGAGGAAUGCAAUCGCAAAUGGGAACAGCAGCAGCAGGAGGAGGAGGAAUUCCAGCAACACCUCCAAGUGUACAGUAUGUUCUAAUUAGAAGAUUUUCAAAUAAUAAUCUUGAAUUUUUCAGGCGCUACAUGGAACGAUCUUUCGAAUCAGCCAAUACGGCAGAAGAUCGAAUGAAAGUUCAAGAUUAUCUUCAGAAACGUCUUCACCCCAUGUUGAGCGCUGGAACAGCUCACACAGUUAACUGGGAUAAUGAACCACUUCCACAUGAGCGUAAUUAUGAAUUACCAACUCUGUGGACGCCCGCAAAUAAGCUAGCCUACGCUGCAAACGGAUUUGCGCGCAAGAAAUCGCCGCCUCGUAGACAGUCUGACGAAUACGGAUCAACAAAGAAACGUGGUCGGCGAGAUUCGGAAGAAUCCUCGUCUUCUAAUGAUAUUUUUGAGAUUAUGAGCAGUGGCGCGUCAAAGGUUCUAAAACAGGGGGCAUUCUUUUCAGAUUGAUUAUUCAUCCAUGAUUUAUUUUAUACCAUUUUUAUAUCCUAUCAAAAAUAUUUCAACAAGUUUGAUUUUUUUCAGAAAAAGAAAACAAAAAGCGAGAAAAAGGCAGAUAAGAAAGCGAGGAAAUUGGAGAAACAACAACAAAAACAGAAUCAAUGGAGAUUUGAAUAUGAUGAUUCACAAUCGAAACGAGAAGAAAAGAGCAAGACGAUUUGCAGAAACUAUUCAGUCUUCAAAACCUGUUAGUUUAGCUGCAAGUCAACAUCAUAUUAAAAAAGGACAAGUUAUCAAAGGAUUGUGUCUUGAAGUCGAAAAAUCAUAUUUCAGAUUGACAGCGGUGAGUAUUAAUAAUCAAUUCUCUCAAAAUUCACAUUUUCAUCUCUUAUUUUUCUUUCCAGGCUCCCGAUCCAACAGUCGUUCGUCCUUUGCAUAUUCUUCGUUUAGCACUUGAUAAUGUCAAAAAUAAAUACAGAGAAAAAUGUGAAUAUCGUUAUUUAUCAAGUCAGCUGCGAUCAAUUCGACAAGAUUUAACUGUUCAAAGAAUUCGGACUGAUUUUACUAUUCAAGUUUAUGAAAUAAAUGCAAGAAUAUCAUUGGAAAACAAAGAUCGCGAGGAAUUCAAUCAAUGUCAAUCACAAUUGAAAUUGCUUUAUUCCGAAGUUGGUGGUCAUUGUGAACAUCAAGCUGAAUUUGUGUCAUAUCGAUUACUUUAUUAUAUUGCGAUGGAAAAUUUGAUUGACAUUAAUUCGCUUUUACAAGAAUUGACGCCGGAAUUAGAAGAGGCAGAAUGUAUUCAAUUUGCGUUGAAAGUGAGAAAAGCAGUUGCCAUGGGAAACUAUGUUCAAUUUUUCAAGCUAUUUGAGGUAACUUUGAAAAAAUACAACUGUAAUUCAAGUAAUUUUUUGCAGAAUGCUCCGAAAAUGUGUCCCUUCAUAAUGGAUCUUUUUGUGGAUCGAGAACGAAAACGUGCUCUAAAUUCAAUCAAUAAAGCCUAUCGACCCAAUUUAUCAUAUGCAAAAAUUGCUCAUUUUCUAUCGAUGAGUGAAGAAGAAUUGAUUGAAUGGCUUGUUGAGGAAUUAUCAAUUACGGAUGCUGAAAUCGGAGGAUCACUUGAUUGUAAAAUCCAACGUAAUUUUGUUUGA
Molecule: messenger RNA, 2335 nt
Organism: Caenorhabditis angaria
Lineage: Eukaryota; Metazoa; Nematoda; Chromadorea; Rhabditida; Rhabditidae
Source: the annotation of a GenBank genome assembly